This is a messenger RNA of Erythranthe guttata (spotted monkey flower), 3904 nucleotides long. RefSeq lists its product as uncharacterized. NCBI's taxonomy places the organism in Eukaryota, Viridiplantae, Streptophyta, Magnoliopsida, Lamiales, Phrymaceae. The record is from RefSeq and is a predicted model, not a curated record. Gene Ontology annotation, molecular function: ATP binding; ATP hydrolysis activity. Gene Ontology annotation, cellular component: mitochondrial outer membrane.
AAACAAUUACCCUAACCCUUGUUCGCUAGAACACACUAGAUUCUUUCUUCGGAGGGAAACGAAAAAAAAAAGAAAAAAAGAAAAGGAAAAGGAAAACGCACGAACUCAGAUUCACCUUCUCAAUCGCCUCCCCCAUUAACGGGCGCCCGCCCUUCAUUCAUCCAUUUUCAUUCAUCUGUUGUAUGCUAUUCCGGGUUGUUCGUUCAUGCUAUUUGAAGUAAACUAUAAAUUAAAGGCAAUAAGGUCUGCAUUUCUCAGUUAACAAGUUCCGAUGUAUGCAAGGACAAUAAAAUAUAGAAAUCAAAGAUGGAAUUCUGUUGUUCAGCAUAGCAAAUAUUCUUUUAGUUCCAGUUGUCGCGAUUAUUCUGCUGGACAAUAUUUGAGCCGUGCACCAAGAGCCAGUAGUUUGGCUGAGAGAUAUCUGUCAAAUUCUUCGUUAUUAUUAGGUCAAUCUUCUGAAAGAGGGUCCACAAGAUUGAAUUGGAAGUCGGAUAUUUGUUGGAGAAAUUGUCAUAUAAGAUAUUACAGCUCUGAAGGUGAUGGAAGGAACGCAAGUGAGGAUAAUCGUAUCCCUAACAAAGAGAAGAUUCAUAAGGAAAAUACAACCGACAGUGCAAGGCAAUGUGACGCACAUGCUUUGCUUGGGGAGCAAGAUCAAAUUGAGUGGCUAAAGAAUGAAAAGCUUUCUAUAGAGAAUAAAAAAAAGGAGUCCCCUUUUCUAACUCGACGUGAAAGAUUUAAAAAUGAGUUCUUGCGAAGGAUUGUUCCGUGCGAAAAAAUGACAGUCUCAUGGGAUACUUUUCCAUACUAUCUUCAUGAACACACUAAAAACCUUCUUCUGGAAUGUACAGCCUCCCAUUUGAAGCAUAACAAGUUCACCACAGACUACGGACGCAGUUUGACCUCUUCAAGUGGGAGAAUUCUGCUUCAAAGCAUUCCAGGUACGGAGCUAUAUCGUGAAAGACUGGUCAGAGCACUUGCUAAGGAUUUACAAGUUCCACUAAUGAUGCUUGAUGGCAGCAUUUUAGCUCCAUAUGAUUUUAGUGAAGAUGAAAGUGAAUCAGAUGAGGAAAACUCUGAAGGUACAUCAGAUUCUGAAGUUGAGGAUGAAAAUGGUGCAAGUAAUGAGGAAGAUUAUACCAGCAGCGGUGAGGCAAGAACGGAUGGUAGUGAUGACGAAAUUGAUAUUAAUGCCUCUGCGGAAGCUUUGAGAAAGCUAUUACCAUGCAAUAUAGAAGACUUUGAGAAGAGUGUUUCUGGAGAAUCUGAAUGCUCCUCCACAUCUUCGACAUCAGAAACUGCUGAACCAUCUGACAAUGCUAAUCAUCCACUAAAGAAAGGGGAUCGAGUUAAGUACAUUGGACCAUCCAUUAACGUGAGAGCCAAUAAAAAGAUUGUAUUGGGGAAGAUUCCGACAUCUGAUGGUCCAACAAAUGCUUAUACUGUUUUUCGUGGCAGGAGUUUGUCUAGUGGCCAACGAGGGGAGGUGUAUGAAGUGAAUGGCGACCAAGUAGCUGUUAUCUUUGAAAUUAAUGGCAAGAUAACCGAGGAAGUAAAGGACGAGAAAAGUGUUGAACCGACGGCUGAACCGUCAGUUUGUUGGCUUUCUGUAAAGGAUAUUGAAUACGAUCAUGAUGCUCAAACUCACGACUGUUAUGUUGCGAUGGAAGUGCUUUGCGAGGUUUUGGAGUCUCAACAACCACUCAUGGUUUAUUUUCCAGAUUCUUGUCAGUGGCUAUCAAAGGCAGUUUCAAAGUCAGACAGGAAAGAGUUUGUUAGCAAAUUGCAAGAGAUGUUUGAUCAAUUAUCAGGGCCUGUUGUUUUGAUUUGUGGACAAAACAAAGUGGAAACUGGGUCAAAAGAAAAGGAGAAAUUUACAAUGAUACUUCCAAAUUUGGGCCGUUUAGCUAAGUUGCCUUUUCCUUUGAAGAGACUUACAGAGGAAUUAAAAUCCACUAAGCGAUCUGAUGAGGAUGAAAUAUAUAAGUUAUUCACCAAUGUGAUGUGUUUACAUCCCCCAAAGGAGGAUGAUCUCUUGAGGGUAUUCAAUAAACAGAUCGAAGAAGACAGGAGAAUAGUGAUAACUCGAAGCAACCUAAGUGAAAUGCAUAAGGUUCUUGAGGAGCACAACUUGUCAUGCAUGGACUUGUUGAAUGUAAACACUGAUGGCGUGAUAUUGACAAAACAGAAAGCAGAGAAGGUUGUAGGCUGGGCCAAAAGUCAUUACCUUUCCUCAUGUCUCCUUCCUUCAGUUAAGGGGGACAGGUUGCAGGUGCCUCGUGAGAGCUUUGAACUUGCAAUUUUGAGGCUGAAGGAGCAGGAAUCAGCGUCCAAGAAGCCUUCACAGAGUUUAAAGAAUCUUGCUAAGGAUGAGUAUGAGACCAACUUUGUUUCAGCAGUAGUUCCUCCUGGCGAGAUUGGUGUCAAAUUUGAUGACGUUGGUGCCCUUGAAGACGUGAAAAAGGCAUUGAAUGAACUUGUGAUUCUCCCUAUGCAGAGGCCUGAGCUUUUCUCCCGUGGAAAUUUGCUAAGGCCUUGCAAAGGGAUAUUACUUUUUGGUCCCCCAGGAACUGGAAAAACCCUUCUUGCAAAAGCACUUGCAACUGAAGCUGGUGCUAAUUUUAUCAGCAUUACCGGUUCAACACUUACAUCUAAGUGGUUUGGUGAUGCUGAAAAACUUACUAAAGCUCUCUUCUCUUUUGCAAGCAAGCUGGCUCCUGUAAUUAUUUUUGUCGAUGAGGUUGAUAGCUUGCUCGGUGCUCGUGGUGGUGCUUUCGAGCACGAGGCAACCAGAAGAAUGCGAAAUGAGUUUAUGGCUGCUUGGGAUGGUUUGAGGUCGAAAGACAGCCAGAGAAUUCUUAUCCUCGGUGCUACAAAUAGGCCAUUUGACCUCGACGAUGCUGUCAUUCGCCGUUUACCAAGAAGGAUAUACGUGGACCUGCCAGAUGCGCAAAAUCGUCUGAAGAUACUGAAGAUAAUUCUAGCUCGAGAAAAUUUGGAACCAGAGUUUUCUUUCGAACAACUUGCAAAUGCUACCGAAGGUUAUUCGGGGAGCGAUCUGAAGAACCUUUGUGUUGCUGCAGCAUAUAGACCUGUCCAAGAAUUGCUGGAAGAGGAAAUUAAGGGUGACAGAAUCCAUGGAGUUCCAGCUUUAAGAUCACUCAAGGUGGAAGAUUUUACUCAUUCUAAAGCCAAGGUGGGACCAUCAGUUGCAUAUGAUGCGGCUAGUAUGAAUGAGCUGAGAAAAUGGAACGACCAAUAUGGUGAAGGAGGAAGCAGGAGAAAAUCGCCAUUUGGUUUUUGAUACUUCUACUCUUCUAGCAUCUCAAUACUCAGACGAUUUUGUUUUGUUUCCAAUACUAAGUCAAGAGGUUCGAAACAGUUGUACCUGCGAGGUCAAAAUUCUCUCUCUCCCCCCCUUUUUUUUUUCUCCCUAUGACAGAAAUCCGAGAGAGCCUCUCGUUUACACAAUUUGAAGUGGUAGGUCUCCUAAAUUAAUAGGCAUAGAAGAAACAUGCUAAUUUGCAGUUGUAUCUUUAGAAUAGUAACUUAAAUCACCCUUUCUUGAUUGUAAAUGAUCUUCAUGGUCCAUUUAAGCUGAGUUUACCAGUUAUUACUCGAAUUAGAAAUCUUGAAGUUAUAUUUGAUAUCAUUACAUUCAGUUGGUAUCAAUUUCUUUUUUAACGCGAAUAAUGCAAUAAUGCUGAUGGAAGAUGUGUGACGAAUUUCUCGAAAUGUUUUGGCUGUAAUUGCUUAAUUGCACGUAAAAGGAUCCGUAAGUUUGUCGUAUCAGAAAUUUCCUUUUGAAUGGUACAUUUUGUAACCCUGAGUGAGCAAAAAACUUUAUUUGUAUUCGCUGUUAUACUCGAGCAAAUAAUAUGUAUAACCAAUUUCCGUUAGGAGA